AUGGAGGAAGCUCCUAGAAAUGACGACAACCUCAUCCAAUAUGUUUGUCGAUCGCUCGAAGAGGAAGAGGAGUUUCACUUCCUCCGGUUCGAGUUUCUUCAGCGCCUCAACAUUACACAGUACACGGUCAAGUUGUCGCAAAUGAAAAGUCGGAUUCAGCGAGACGGCAAAGUCGAGCAGGAUCAGUUGGACGACUUGAGCGAGACGCUCGGAAAUUAUGCAACUGCGGUUCGCAACUACGAAGAACUACGGCAGCACAAGGCUCUAGACAAAGCACAGACUCGAACUCGAAAGCUCCUUCUGCAGCGCUUCUUCCAGUCUUCUGAUGACUACGGCGACCCAUUCCAAUCCCACUACUGCUGGUUCAAAGAAUCUCAGGAACGGAUCGAUCCCCUCCGAAGAAUGUUCAUGAGCAAACUUCCCCCUCGCCUCGCCUUCUCCACACACGAGAAGGAGGAACGAAAAAAGGAGUACACGGAAGGCCAAAAACCAAAGGAGGUCUCCGGCGCUGUGGACCGCGUCGUCCGUCUCAUCAUCGCCCUGAUAGGGGGGACCUUCUUGGUUGCACCAAUGCUUAUCAUGAGCAUUAAGCCUUCGCAGAACAAGAGUCUCAUAACGGUGUCGUCCGCUGUGCUUAUCUUUGCGUUCGCUGUGUCUCUCGUGGUUAGGGUGUCCAAUAUCGAGACGCUGGUCUCUACAGCCACAUAUGCCGCAGUGUUGGUGGUAUUUGUCGGUACCACGACUGCAUAG
Lasiosphaeria miniovina is the source of this 750-nucleotide messenger RNA. RefSeq lists its product as uncharacterized. The coding region runs from base 1 to 750 and encodes 249 amino acids. The record is from RefSeq and is a predicted model, not a curated record. NCBI's taxonomy places the organism in Eukaryota, Fungi, Ascomycota, Sordariomycetes, Sordariales, Lasiosphaeriaceae. The transcript has 3 exons.